AACAAAAAACAGCUGUGUGUGCGAAAAAAACACAACAAAAGUGAAAUAGGGAAAUUUAGUGCAAUUUUCCAGUAAAGUUCAAUUACUAACAAUUAUUUAUUAUUUAAUUGUAUUUAAAUUUAAAAUCAAAGCGUUUAAGACAUGGCCAAUAAGGAAAUAUUUUCAAAACACAUAAAAUCCAAUGUUAAAUUGGCCACACGUUACGAUGCAGAAGGGCGUGAAGUACAAGUGGAACGUCGGGAGGAUGUUGAUGCUACCGCCAAGGAGCAGGAAACAUUCGAUAUGUUAAUAAAGGCUGGCUACUAUCGAGCAUGUAUUAGAGGUUUGUCGGCAUUUGAUAAAAUCGUUGGUGGUAUGACUUGGUGCAUAGAAUGUUGCGAUUAUGAUGUCGAUGUGGAUUUGUUGUUUCAUGAAAAUUUAACAAUUGGACAAAAAAUUGCUUUAGUGGAAAAAAUUGUUGCUGUAUUACCACAAAUGAAAUGCCCCUUUCGCAUAGAGCCACAUCAAAUACAAGGUUUGGAAUUUCUAAGUAUACACCCAGUAAUACAAUGGCUGGUUAAAAAAUCGGUGGAAAAUAGAGCUGAAAGAAAUUUACGUUUGAAACGAUUUGCUAUUGGUCAAUCCCACAAUCACUAUCAGUAUAAAAGUGAUAAACAAAAUUUGGAGAAAAUACGCAAUGCCUCCAGCCAUAUCAAAAGGAUACAAGAACUAUAUAAUCCCGUCCGUCAAUAUCAACGCAAAGAUUUAACAGAUGAAGAUGAAAAGACCAGAGUUCAUUUGACUUUAUUGGAAUAUGGUGAUAUGCUGGCCGCUUCUAGCACAAGCCAGAGCAAUGAAAAUACGGACGAUCCUUUGAAUGAUGAUGUGGACACUCAACUUGAUGUUGAAAAGUUACUUAAAAAUCUAGUUCUUACCAAUGAGGACGCAGUGGGAUCUCCCCAAAAGCUGGACAGUGCCACUCGCAUGGCUCUAAAACAACAUUAUCAAGAAUUUAUACAGGAAAUGGCAACAGAUGCUAAAGAACUAACCGAACAAAAUCAAAUAAAAUCUCUAGAAAUUGCUAAACAGGCCUUACAGCGAAAAUUGGAGCGCAAUCAAAAUGAGACCAAAGAGGUUUUGGAUUUGUUACAGCAACAGGCGAAUUUAUAUGAAAAUGAAAAGGCACAACAUGAUGAGUUAACAAAAGAAAUAGAGGAAUAUAAAAAAGUCGAACAAAGUGUGGAUGUGAGCCUUUUGGAAAAGGUACAAAAACUUCUUAAACUUCAUGAUGAACUAAAAAAGGAAGAAUCUGAAUUUAAAGAACAUUGCCGUAAAGAUUUAGCAGAUCUGCAACAACAAAUUGAAGAACUCGAAAUAUUUAAUGCCCAAGAUCCUGAGGAACGUGAACAGGUGGUAUCGAAAGAAAAAGAACGCAUACAAUUACUUAAACUGCAAUUAGCCAAACGUAAUAGAGGCAUAAUGGCCAUACAACGACAAUUGGAUAAUACACCAGACCGUACUGAACUGGCACAAUAUCAAAGACGAUUCCAUGAAUUAUACAAUGAAAUGAGUUCAAAGCACUUAGAAACUAAACAAUACUACACCCUCUACAACACCCUUAACGAUCAGAAACGUUAUAUGGAAAAGGAACUCUCAUUGCUGAAUUCCAUAUGUGAGGCCUACAAUGAGGGCAUGAUGACAACACAUGGCCGUGAAGAGUUCAUACAACAAUUCGAGCAAAUUGUAAAUGGGGUCAAGCAAACGGAACAAAAAGUUAAAACUAAAUACAACGAGGAGAAAAGACGACGUGAUAUGCUUAAUGAAGAAUUACAAGGACUGCUGGAAUUGCAGCGACAAUAUGCGGCCGCUGUUAAGCAAUUAACAAAGGAGUGUCAACGUUGCGAACAACUACAGCAGCAUUUGAAGUCUAUACGUAAAAAGUAAAAACAAAAAUUCACAGCAAUUAUAUCUAUAACAUUUUUAAAAAUUAAAUAAAAUAUAAUUCCUUGUAUACAAUGCACAAAAACUCUAACAAAACAAUCAAGCAAUAUGGUUUAAAUAAAUAAUAGCAAAUACAUAAAAAAAUAUCGUUUCUUUGUGAAAAUAUCAUAAAUAAAAACUAAAUUUAGCUCUUUAAUUAUAAUUAAAUUAGUAAAUAAUUUAUUUCUAAAUACAUAGUACCCUUAAAUAUUAAUUUGUAUUUUAUUUAUUUCAAUUAUUAUUAAUAAUGUAUGAAUAAUAAACAAACAUAAGCAUAAACAAAUAAAUAA
Molecule: messenger RNA, 2249 nt
Organism: Calliphora vicina (urban bluebottle blowfly)
Lineage: Eukaryota; Metazoa; Arthropoda; Insecta; Diptera; Calliphoridae
Gene: fidipidine
Product: fidipidine
Exons: 10
Coding region: 142-1923 (593 amino acids)
Biological process (GO): Golgi to plasma membrane transport
Source: RefSeq, a predicted model, not a curated record